CACCAACGGUCACCACAGUUCUGACCUUGACCAUGAAACGGGUGCAGGGCGGCGCAGACAGCGCAGCAGAGGGACCUGCUUUGAAGAAGACGAAAAUAGCAGGGAUGAACGAAGUCGACGACGGUAGUAAUGGCUGGACGAAAAUCGAGAAACGGAAGAAGAAGAAACAGGUCAAAAACGAGGCCAAAUUGGAUACGGCGCAGCCGAGGUUUAUGUAUUCGAACCAUGAAAUUCUGAGGAGGAACUAUGCUAUUGGCAUCGAGGACGUGAGGGAUCUGGCUCUCCAUCUCGUCGCCGACGCCCCGCCUCCAGGAUGGCUUCGCGUAGAGAAUGGCCAACUCGUACAGAGGGUUGUAGUCCUCAUGGUCCCAGGACUGACCAACGACCUGCUCGGUAUGCCCCCAAUCCCGACCAACGCGACCACCAACCCCAAUUUACCGCUCGCCAUUCCUUUGUUGUCGUCUGAGAGCUCUGCGAACGCCGCUGCUAUCCCGUUCAUUGCGACUACGUUCAGCCACGCGUGUCCUACUCGCGCGCCGGGGGACCAGACUAGGAUGCACAGUGUUAUGAGCACCUUUUUUAAUAGUACGGUUACGCAGGAGGAGAAGAGGCGGAGGAUGAAUCAGAGGUUGAAAUCAGAACGACCAAAGGACGAUCCGACGCAGUAUUUGUUGUCGUUGGAGCAGAUGAUUGAGAAUGAGUACCCGAUUCCGUCGUAUAUGGCGGAUGUGUUUGAGAAGCCGAGUGGGUGGUUGGAGACGCCGCAGCCUGCGAACCCGCCUGUUCCUGGGUCGAAGCAGAGGAUUUAUGCCAUUGAUUGUGAAAUGUGUAUGACGGAAGAUGGGAAGGAGUUGACUCGGGUCUGUCUCAUUGACUACCACUCUGGCUGCGUGGUGUACGACCAGCUGGUGAAGCCCUCCAAGCCAAUCACGGACUAUCUCACUAGAUUUUCUGGAAUUACCGCUGAACAGUUGUCCUCUGUGACCACCACGCUCGCCGACGUCCAAGCUCACAUCAUCAAACUGCUUUCUCCUCCCGCCACCAACCCUUUUUCGAUGCAACCGUCAACGGAGCCGCCGCCGCCUACGCCCAUCCUCUUGGGGCAUUCCUUGGAAUCCGACUUGAAGGCUCUGAAGAUCUGCCACCCCUACUGCCUCGACACGGCUCUGAUGUACCACCACCCGCGCGGCCGGCCACUCAAACCCGGUCUCGCCUGGCUCACCAAGAAAUGGUGCGGCCGCGAAAUCCAAACGCGGGGUGAAGGAGGGCACGACCCCGAAGAAGACGCACGCGCCUGUCUCGACCUGCUCCGACGCAAACUCGAAGAAGGGCCUGGUUUUGGCGAGUACAAAACCGACCAGGAGUCCAUCUUUGAGAGGAUGUCGCGGGCAAACCGGAGGGCUGGUGGUGGGCCUGGCACGAUCCGGUCUGCUGUUGUGGAUUUUGGGAAUCCGGCGCAGAUGCAUGGGAGUAAAGCCACGACUGCGUUGGCGUGUAAGAGUGAUGAAGAGGUUGUGCAGAAUUUGCUUGGUGCUGUUCCGUCGCAUGAUUUUGUGUUUGGGAGGUUGAUGGGUUUGGCUGAUCAAUUGGGAUGGAUAACGCAGCGUGCUACCGCCGAUUCGCCUACUCCUCCUACUCCCAACCCACCAGCAACCCCGGAGCAGAUUACGGCCACGCUCAAAACGCUCAACACCCAUCUACAGACUAUCCAUUCUUCUCUCCCUCCUCGCACCGCGUUCCUUUUGUUCACGGGACACUCUGACCCACGCCGGAUGACGCAGUUAAACGCUCGGAAAUCGGCCUUUGAUACUGCGCUGAGGUCGGGGAAGAAUCCUGAUGAGCUGCCUGAUGAUAUGAGGUGGACGAGUGCUGAUUCGAGAGAUUUGGAGGAGGCGGUUGAGUUGACGAAGAGGGGGUUGUUGUUUUUGGGUGUGAAGACGUGAUUGGCCUGCGUCUUAAGUCUUUGUCUCUUUACUUGAUGUCUACCUUUUUUUUAUGUUGCAUCUUCCCUGUGUUACACCCUCGCUCGCUCGCUCGCUCGCUCUCUUCCCCCUUUCUUCCUA
This is a messenger RNA of Coprinopsis cinerea okayama7#130, 2063 nucleotides long. RefSeq names its product ribonuclease H. The record is from RefSeq and is a predicted model, not a curated record. The transcript is spliced from 8 exons. Lineage: Eukaryota; Fungi; Basidiomycota; Agaricomycetes; Agaricales; Psathyrellaceae. Gene Ontology annotation, molecular function: nucleic acid binding; exonuclease activity. The coding region runs from base 33 to 1943 and encodes 636 amino acids. Gene Ontology annotation, cellular component: nucleus.